Molecule: messenger RNA, 516 nt
Organism: Rubroshorea leprosula
Lineage: Eukaryota; Viridiplantae; Streptophyta; Magnoliopsida; Malvales; Dipterocarpaceae
Source: the annotation of a GenBank genome assembly
AUUCAAAAAAUAAUUUUAGAAGGGAGGAGUAUUUUAGGUGAAAUUUCUAGUAACUUUGGUUAGCCAUUCCGAAGCAUGGGUCAACAAAGUUGUGAAGGGAAUGACUGCCUGGUCCACUUCUGCUGCCUUCCAUGUGCUCUCUGUCAAGAGUACAGAGAGCUCAGGAAUCGUGGAUUUGACGUGAGCAUAGAUCUGGAAUCACUACCAAAUAUUCUACAAAAGAAGUAUGCAUUGAUCCGUGAUCUGGACAAAAGUUUGCAAGAAAUUGUGAGACAAAAUGAGCAACGUUGUGAGCAAGAAAUAGAGGAUAUCAAGAAUGGUGUGAGGGCUGGAAAUAUUACACCAGAUACUUCACUUAUUAGAUUCUCAGAUGAAGCACUAGAUGAGCAAAAGCAUAGCAUCAGGAUUGCAGAUGAAAAAGUUGCCUUGGCUGUUCAAGCUUAUGAUUUGGUCUGUUGAUUCUCCUUGUGACUUCAAUAUUUAACUUAUGGACUUUUAUCUUUGAUGUUAUUCUCA